Messenger RNA from Scophthalmus maximus (turbot), 1311 nucleotides. It is a transcript of the gene styx, whose product is annotated as serine/threonine/tyrosine interacting protein. The record is from RefSeq and is a predicted model, not a curated record. The transcript has 11 exons. NCBI's taxonomy places the organism in Eukaryota, Metazoa, Chordata, Actinopteri, Pleuronectiformes, Scophthalmidae. Gene Ontology annotation, cellular component: cytoplasm; nucleoplasm. The coding region runs from base 148 to 822 and encodes 224 amino acids. Gene Ontology annotation, molecular function: F-box domain binding; protein tyrosine/serine/threonine phosphatase activity. Gene Ontology annotation, biological process: protein dephosphorylation; negative regulation of SCF-dependent proteasomal ubiquitin-dependent catabolic process; regulation of ERK1 and ERK2 cascade.
GACUCGUCUGUCAGGGGACAGCAUGGCGGACAUGCGUGUGGAGCCACGGAACGAGUGGCACCGACUGUCCAGCUAACCGCCCCGCCGCGAGCAGCACCGACAGCGCGCGUCCCGCCGGCCCGGCGCGUGGCAGCAACACACGGCAGAAUGGACGAGGACAACAAACUCCAGUUCCCGUCUCUGCCCGCCACCAAGGAGGAGCUGCUGGACUGGGCGUAUCCGAUGAGACGAGAAAUGCAGGAGAUAUUACCGGGAUUUUUUUUAGGUCCCUACUCUGCUGCAAUGAAAAGCAAGCUGCCAAUUCUCGAGAGACAGGGCAUAACGCAUAUUGUGUGUGUCCGCCAAGACAUUGAAGCCAAUUUUAUCAAACCUAAUUUCCCUCAUACAUUUAGAUACCUUGUAUUAGAUAUUGCUGACAAUCCAGUGGAAAAUAUAAUACGAUUCUUCCCUACGACUAAGGAAUUUAUCGAUAGCUGCUUAGCAACAGGAGGAAAGGUACUUGUUCAUGGUAAUGCAGGGAUAUCAAGAAGUGCCGCCUUAGUGAUUGCAUACCUUAUGGAAACUUUUGGGAUGAAAUACAGGGAUGCAUUCAGCCACGUCCAGGAGAGGAGGUUCUGCAUCAACCCCAAUGUGGGCUUUGUGCAUCAGCUACAGGAGUACGAAGCGAUCUACUUGGCCAAAUUGACCAUUAAAAUGAUGUCGCCGAUGCAGUUGGGCAGGUCAUUCUCCUUACAAGCUGGGAUGCCAGGAAGUCGCAAGCGCAGCCUGGAGGAAGACGAAGACUUUGGAGCAAUGCAGGUCACAGCAGCACAGAACGGAUGAGCUUUGCUUAUAUUUAGCCGUGUGGCGCAGUGCACUCUUUUUUUUUUACAUUUUUAAUGGGAUUAAAAAUGUAAAUAUUUGAACUUUUUUCUAAGGGGGAGGGGAGGGGGGACCACUCCUGUCUGAGACAUGGAGUACUAACAGGGAAUGGGCAAAUUUGAUAACUCUUUUUUUUCCUUUUCUUGAACUGUAUGCACUGAUGGGAGAUUUUUUGCAGUUUUAUAGUAUUUAAAGCAUUUUGCAUUUGCAGCGGGACAGUAUUGCAAUAAUGCACUUUCGAUACUUGAAUUUGUGUAGACGACCAGAAGGGGGCAGUCGGCAAAAGGGAAAGUAGCCAGGAUGUUGCCCAGUGGAGGACACGAGAAGAGGAAGAGCUAAUGCCUUUAUUUUGGGAGUAUUAGGAAUAUGGACUAAUAUCCGGCUUAAUGUGAGAUAGUAAAGAUGAAAAAAAAAAAUACUCACUGCUUAAUAAAAAGAAGUGUGACUUGA